AUGAAAAUUAGUGAAGGAAAUAUAAAUGCUCUCGUUGAAUUAAAAAAAGCAGAUCAAUGUGGUGUUAUAUGUGAUUACACUGAGAUAUGUGGAUUAAGGCAUGAUGGUAUUGGCUAUAAGAUAAGACUUUUUGAAAAUAAUUGCGAAUUGACUAAGUACAAUUGUAACAAUGAUCUGCCAUUUACAAUAACAGAUCUUUUUGUAUGUAAAGCUGAGUUUAAUAAUACCGUUGGAGAAGAAAACCAAACCUAUAAGCAAAGUAGUGAAGGGAAUAAAGAAGGAAUCAAAGAAAGUUUGGUUGUAGUAAACAGUAAAAUGUUCGGACAUUACGACAAUAUAAACGAUUCCAUAGAUACAUUAUUUGAUGCGUCGCACGUAUUUGAUUUGCCUUUAAAGGAAGUUCCUUUGAAUACUAGAAGGAAGUUGCUGAAAUAUGCGGGGCCGGUACAAGUAUUUGUACCCUGGAUUUCAAAGCCGGAAAACAUCAGCAACGAUACUUUUUGCAGGCCAACUCUUUCUUCGUGCUACCAUAAAUGUCCUUUUAAAUGUCCAGACACUUACGCCCCUGUCUGCGGUGUUCCUGGUGUGGUAGCUCGAGAGCCGUUUCUAAUGUUCCAGAACCAUUGCUUCAUGGACGUGGCACAGUGCAAGAUGUUCUGGGAAAAUAAGAGCAGUACCUCACAUAGCUCCUCUUACGUGGAAUCCUCGUUCCUAUUCUGUAUGGGUGACGAGAUAAACGCAGUGUAUCGCUUUAUGCCCGCAAUCAGGACUCUGCAGCACAUGGGCCGUUUGAAGAAAAAGGGGAAAUUCAGGGCCAUACUGAAGAACUUCAGAUUUGUUAGCGAGUUCCGAUAUGGCCGUCCCAAGUUUAUGGGAAGGAAAUAGUAAAAAAACUCUUGUGCUUUCUUGAACUCGAUA
Molecule: messenger RNA, 918 nt
Organism: Pararge aegeria (speckled wood butterfly)
Lineage: Eukaryota; Metazoa; Arthropoda; Insecta; Lepidoptera; Nymphalidae
Exons: 4
Coding region: 1-885 (294 amino acids)
Molecular function (GO): protein binding
Source: RefSeq, a predicted model, not a curated record